UCCUCGUGAAAUGCCCGCCGCGCGCCUCGGCUGGGCCCCAAGAUGGCGUCGAUGCGGGAGAGCGACACCGGCCUGUGGCUGCACAACAAGCUGGGCUCAGCCGACGAGCUGUGGGCGCCCCCGAGCAUCGCCUCGCUGCUCACCGCCUCGGUCAUCGACAACAUCCGCCUCUGCUUCCACGGCCUCUCCUCGCCCGUCAAGCUCAAGCUGCUCCUGGGCGUCCUCCACCUGCCCCGCCGCGCCGUCGACGAGAUGAAAGGCGCCCUGACCGAAAUUAUCCAGCUGGCUACUUUGGAUCCAGACCCCUGGGUGUUAAUGGUGGCUGAUAUUUUGAAAUCCUUUCCAGAUAUUGGCUCCCUUAACCUUGAUCUGGAAGAGCAGAACCCCAAUGUUCAGGAUAUCUUAGGAGAACUGCGUGAAAAAGUGAGCGAUUGUGAAUCCUCAGCCAUGUUGCCUUUGGAAUGCCAGUACUUAAACAAAAACGCCUUGACCACCUUGGCCGGACCCUUCACGCCUCCCGUCAAGCACUUCCAGUUGAAGCGGAAGCCCAAAAGUGCCACUCUGCGAGCAGAGCUCCUGCAGAAGUCUGCUGAAACUGCGCAACAGCUGAAGAAGACGGCUGGAGUAGCUUUCCAUGCCAAAGGAAGAGGAUUGGUUAAGAAGAUUGACACAACAACUCCGCUCAAAGGAAUACCAAAGCAAGCGCCCUUCAGGAACCCCACCGCCCCCAUCGUCUUCAGCCCCACAGGGAACCGGACCCCCAUCCUCUCCUCCAAAGUGCCUCUGUGCAAGGAGAGAGGCGUCAAGGUACCUGCACGCAAGUAUGCCAUGCGGGACCUGGUUCACCGGCUUCCAGGAGGUAACAACAGUAACAGUUCAGCAAGCAAAACCAUGUCUGAUGAUACCGUAACUGCCAUCUGCUGCACCUUGCACGAAGUCAUCACAAAAAACAUGGAAAACGCCAAGGCCUUACGAGAUGCAGGAGGAAUUGAGAAACUUGUUGGCAUUUCCAAAAGUAAAGGAGACAAGUACGUUUUGCCAAUCAUCGUCUGCCCGUUAGCUGUAAUUUAUAGUCGACACUAA
Thamnophis sirtalis is the source of this 1083-nucleotide messenger RNA. The record is from RefSeq and is a predicted model, not a curated record. Lineage: Eukaryota; Metazoa; Chordata; Lepidosauria; Squamata; Natricidae.